Colletotrichum abscissum is the source of this 747-nucleotide messenger RNA. RefSeq lists its product as uncharacterized. The record is from RefSeq and is a predicted model, not a curated record. Lineage: Eukaryota; Fungi; Ascomycota; Sordariomycetes; Glomerellales; Glomerellaceae. Bases 1 to 747 code for a protein of 248 amino acids. The transcript is spliced from 3 exons.
AUGGUUGGCCUUUCGAUGAACCGUAGGAGAGGUCCUCCUCCCAAACUUCGGCUCGACAUUCCUCAAGACCAAGAUCAAGUCCAAGAUCCAGAGAAACAUCAAGAGCGAGCCGUGAAGUCGCCAGGACCUCUGACUCCGAACAGACCUCUCAUAGGCUCUGAAAUUCCUAUGCUCCCAGCUCCUGAGCGAACCACCACAACAUCUACUCAUGUUCCUCUUCCAUCCAAUGGUCCAGCGGAUACGCUUCCUCAGAUCCCAACGACCACUCAGCCUGCGGUAUUACCCUCAUCGAGCGCACCACCAAGGGCUAUUACUCCUCCUUCAACGCCAAUCUCUAGCGCACCCCCAAAGUCACCAACUCUUCGCCCAAGCGUGUCGAUAUCAAAAACUACAGUGUUCAUCACAACAACGAAACCUCAAAUCUCAGUCAUCCCAAGCCCCACAAACACAGUAUUUGUCACCGCUGCGCCCCAGACGAUUACAGUGACUGCACCAUCUGUCCCUUUACCGUCAAAUGACCUGAACGGCGACAGUGGAAGCAAGCCCCAACCUCAACCUCAACCAUCAGCCAUCGGCUCAACGCAAGGCGCUUCCUUCACCAGUGGUUCUGGUGUUGCCGUCCUUGGGGUACUCGGGGGCAUCGCGGCGGCAUCUAUUCUAGCAAUGGCUGGAUUGAUAUUCUGGCGCAAGCGGAAGAACCGGAACAGCAUGGGCUCGGGAGGGAUAUUGACCGGAAAGUCGCAAUAG